CAGAUAUAGGAGUCUUGCUUUACUGUAUGCUUUAGGUGCAUGGUCUGAUGACAUCCUACAAGAAUGUAGUGGUCUCUAAAACUAGGUAACAUGCUGAAGGGAUUUAUUUGCACCGGGAUGCAAGUUAAGAAGAGCUUUCUGAAAACGAACUACGCUGGAUUUGUUUUCAGGCUUUGCAAUGCAGUGGACUACUAAAAAAACUGAAACAAAAUUAAAAUACUGGACAUCCCCAAAUACUUUGCUGUCACGAAGGGAGGCUUCGUUUUUGUGAGAGUACAGAAACACCCCAACUGAUUUUCACACAGUGCAAGUACAUAAUUGGGGAAACCGCGCAAGCUUCUUUGUUUUCUUACAGACAGUUCAUUCAUAUACUCCUGUCUGCAAAUGAUACAAACAUACCAGCUCUGUGGAAGCUUUCAGAUCAUUCGCUAUACAGCUUGGACUUUAACAGUAAUUUUUAAAUGAACAAAUGCGCAAUUGUUGGUAACCUGCCGUGUCCAGUGAUAAAAUGGAACUCCUCCUUUGUCCGAGUUGUCGGUGUCUUUUAAGCGAGCCCGUGACAGUUUCUUGUGGACAUUCUUUCUGCAAAAGGUGCUUAGGGAAGACUUUACCUCCGCAGUGCCCAGUCUGCAGCGAAAGGUUAAAACUCUGGGACGUGAAAAGCGUAAAAAACAAUGUUGUGAUUUUCGCUGUCAUGGAGAAAUGCUGCCCUGAAGAGACAAAACUACAAAAAAUCAGGUGCAGUUUACGAGAGUGCCUUCAAAACCGUGACUUUAACCAAGCGCUUCAGAUUGCCAACGAAGGGAUGCAGCUUGCACCUCACGAUUUCAGACUACGAAGCUCAAGAGCUGAGGCCUACUUGGAACUACGGCAGUUUAAUGAAGCUCUGGAGGAUUUUGAAGCUAUGUGCAAAGCAAGACCUUUGUGGUCUGAGGGAUUCUUUAGAAAAGGAAAAAUAUUCUUGGAGAUGGGCAGAAACACAGAUGCCUUGCUCCAGUAUCACCGUUGUCUCACACUGGACCCAGAGUUUACAGCUGCCAGGGAAGAGAUACAGAAGAUUUUACAAGGAGAUGCUCUGCCCCUUCCUGACACUGUGGAAGGCUUGCUCAGUGCUGUGUCUGUAUACACUUGCCUUUGUGAACCAAUGAAAAGAGACAACAUACAGCAUUCUAGUGCCAAUAAAGUGGAUUGCCAGCCUGUGUCUUCAUUGCCGGUGAGUGAGGAGGCACAGGGUCAGCAGAUUCAAGAGAUAAUGGAGCCGCAAGCUGCCGAUACAAAGGACAAAAUAGGAGGCAGUUCCCAACAGCAAGACUCCCCUCUCAAUAUUCUGAGCAUGUCUGACUUUGAAUGCCCGCUUUGCAUUAGGUUGUUUUUUCAACCAGUUACGACCCCCUGCGGACACACUUUCUGCAAGAGCUGUCUGGAACGAAGCCUGGACCACAACCUGCGCUGCCCGCUCUGCAAACACAAUCUCCACGAGUUCUUAAAAAACAGAAAAUACAAUUGCACGUUCCUGCUGGAGGAGAUCAUGUCCAAACUAUUUCCAGUUCAGCUUGAAGAGAGGAAACAAGUACAUGAUUCGGAAAUGGCAGAACUCUCAAAUUUAACGAAAGAUAUCCCCAUCUUUGUGUGCACCAUGGCUUACCCUGGCGUGCCAUGCCCGCUCCAUGUAUUUGAACCGCGGUACCGCCUGAUGAUGCGCAGGUGCAUGGAGACGGGCACGAAGAAGUUUGGAAUGUGCACCUUUGAGGACGGAAAAGGGUUUGCAGGUUAUGGCUGCAUGUUGGAGAUUCUGGGUCUGGACGUGCUUCCUGACGGCAGGUCCUAUGUUAAUUGCAUUGGAAGGAGCCGCUUCCGGGUGUUGAAACGCAGCCAUAGAGAUGGCUACCACACAGCGGAUAUAGAAUACCUGGAGGAUCAAAAAGUGGAAGGAGCAGAUUUGGAGGUUCUGAAGUGUUUACAUGACAGCGUGUACCAGCAGGCUUACGACUGGUUCCACAGACUGACAGGCAGGAUCCAGGGGCAGAUCAGCAUGCAGCAUGGCCUGAUGCCUGACAAAGAGGAGGACAUCCAGGCUUCCCCAGAUGGUCCAGCCUGGUGUUGGUGGCUACUGUCAGUCCUGCAGUUAGACCCUGCCUACCAGACCACAGUCCUGUCCCUGACACUGCUCCAAGACAGACUUGGCCAUCUCCGCAACGUCCUAGAAUUCUUCUCACAGAACCAAAUCUUUAUUUAAAAUGAAGGAUACAGUUGAGCCACUUUGCACCUUAAUCACUAGCUUAAAGAACACUUGCUUAAUUUUUUUCUAGAAGCCUUUGUUUUUGUAUUAUUAUUAUACAGUCCAACACAACAGUGACCUUAUCCAAAUAUGCAUCACCAUCCUCGUCACACAACUUCCCCAUUUAUUAUCCUUAAUGAAAUAAAAUGCUUCUGUGCACAGAAAGGUUUAAAAGGGUUUCAGCACCUCUCCCAGGUUUCAGAGCUACCCACAGUGUAUUGCUGAAAUGCUCAGAAGCCAGAUGUCUGAGCAAUCAGGUCCCUGUUAAAUAGAUCAUUCUGUCCUGUGAUAAGGUUACUGUGAACAGUUCAGAGCAGAGAAACCAGGUUGCUCAAAUUCAUGACACUGGGUCAUUUUAAUAGUAUACCUAAAUAAGGGGAGUUCUGAAAUUCUAAACAAAAUAUGAUUUUAGUAGUGCUAACCAACUAUAUGGCUGUGUCUGAAUACUAGACUAUAUAAGGACUAUAUAGGGAGUUCAGUUAGCCACCCAUGCUAGUUUAUAUUGACAAUACUGAAGUAAAGCUCAGUGUAUCCCAAUCCUCAACUGCAGUUCUGGGGGGCUCUGAACAGACCAGAGUAAAAAUGCAUUCAACGUUGAGCGAUUCUGCGAGAAAAGUUAGCAUUUAAUUUAUUAUUUUUCUUUUGGUAUUUCUAAAAUGAGCACUAUUGACUUGUAAAUAGUUAUGGAUGAUUAAAUCAGGUUAGAAAUACAAAUGAGGUUGUUAAAAAGGCAUUUUAGAUCCAGACUGUUCACAGCUAUGUACAGCAUUAACAAUUUUUCAAGUUGGCACAAGGGUUGACGCAGGACAUUCAUUAUUGGUUUUAACAGCUGCUCAUACACAGCUAUCUGUAAAUUUUAGAUGUGAAAUAUCAGUUGGGUUUCAGUGCCUUUCCAGUAGGCCAUAUUCAUUCAUAAUAUAUUAGGAUGUGUUUAUUAUUAUAUUCUUCAUCCAGUUUAGUAUGUAAACCAUGAAACAGUUUGUCCUCGGUUCUGGGUUUCAGAACUACCCACAGGUGCAUUAUUAAAAUAAUCAGGUGCCAGGGGAUGAACCUUAAAUUCAAUAAAACAUGACUAGAAGUCUUUUUUCAGUGUUGGAGUUUCUUUUAGAAUGUCUAAAUUCAGCACUACUGUUGAAUAAAACAAUUAAACAGUUGUGUGUUUGUCA
This is a messenger RNA of Polyodon spathula (Mississippi paddlefish), 3444 nucleotides long. It is a transcript of the gene lonrf4, whose product is annotated as LON peptidase N-terminal domain and ring finger 1. Gene Ontology annotation, molecular function: protein binding. The coding region runs from base 509 to 2236 and encodes 575 amino acids. NCBI's taxonomy places the organism in Eukaryota, Metazoa, Chordata, Actinopteri, Acipenseriformes, Polyodontidae. The record is from RefSeq and is a predicted model, not a curated record. The transcript is spliced from 12 exons.